Molecule: messenger RNA, 2575 nt
Organism: Pectinophora gossypiella (pink bollworm)
Lineage: Eukaryota; Metazoa; Arthropoda; Insecta; Lepidoptera; Gelechiidae
Exons: 2
Coding region: 289-804 (171 amino acids)
Biological process (GO): spliceosomal snRNP assembly; spliceosomal complex assembly
Cellular component (GO): nucleus; SMN complex
Source: RefSeq, a predicted model, not a curated record
GCAACCCUAAUACCACGCGUUUAUUUUUAUUCCAUUUCCAGUUUUUCCAGGGUGUAUUCAAAGAGAAUAUUAUAAUAGAAUUAAUUAGGUACAACACAUGAACUUUCAGUUUAUUAUUAAAAUAAAAAGGUACAAAAUUUUGUAAUUUACCAGUGAUUAUAAUGUUAUACUAGGUUCCAACCAAAGACCAAGUAUUGUUCCAACGUAUGUCGUUGCUUCCUAUUUAUUUUACGCAUGGAUUUUAAGUAAUAGGUACCUACAAUCACCAUCGAUAACUAUAAAAACAUCAUGGAAGGAAAAGAAAAUAUUGUUCAUGCUGUGCCCUACAGUUCUAUCAAAGAUAACCCAGUGCGUUUGUUUUCCUUAUUAAAUAAGUACGUCCAGGUUAACGUUAUAAAGAAUACUUCGUUUGAUGGAUUUGUUCAUUCUAUCGACCCAAUAACACAUAGUAUCAUCCUUUCUAUAUCAAAUGAUGGCAAUUAUCAGACUACCGUUAUACCUGGUCAUGCAGUGGUGAACCUUCAAGUAACAGAACCUCCUGAGAACCUCACACCACCACUUCGUAAAGUAAUUAUUUGUGAUACAAAUGAAGACAUAAAGGCUAAGAAAUGUAUUUUAACAGCUUGGCUAAAAUCAAACCUGUUACCUGUGACAGAAGAUGGUGAAAAUAUAGUAGUUGGAAAUGUGAGUGUACUACCACCUUAUACUGCUUCAGAUAUCUAUGCUGAAAAUCCAGUUGUAGCUCUGCGAAUAAAAAGCUUUAUAGAAAGAAUGCCCGAAGAUUUUAAGCCAUUUAUAGCUUAAUUUCUUUCACUGGUAACAAUAGGUACUGCUUUUAUUAGAAAAAGUUUCAGCCUAAAUAUGUGUAAUUUAUAAUAAAAAAAAAACAAUGUGAAAUAGGUACCCAGUGUAGCUUUUGCCCAAUGUUGAUCAUAAAGAAAGUGAAAGUUCUAGUAGGUAUAUUUCUUAAUCCAUGUUCAAGAAAAGUUACCAUAGGUGGUUAAGUUGGGUUGGAGUGUACAUAAAGGGGUACUAUGAGUUGGGACAGAAAAAUUUUGAUUGAUUUUGUAUGAGCCAUGGACAUAGCCAAAUUUUCGAGUGAAAUUAGUAUGGAGCAGAAAAUUUAAAGGUUAGUAUCAGGGAGGGGGAAAACAUUUGAGGUGAAAGUCACCGACUUGAGGUCAAGGUCACUGACCAAAUUUUGGCUUUUCAACCGGGAAUACCCUGCCAGGAGGGAUGAUAAACCUUGAGUUUCUCUCAAAGCGGUUCAAAUUUACCAUUUCCUGAGGGAAGUGUAUGACGCUGCGGAAGCUCACGACCGGGAGCUUUUGGGUGGCCCACAAGAUGUGGUAGAGGUCGAUGAGUCGCACCUCUACACUAAUAAGUACCAUCGCGGCCAUCUUUUGCGGCGUCAAACUUGGAGUUUUGGGUGCCUCAGCCGGCUCACUUGGAAAAUUCAUGUCGAGUUAAUUCCCGAUAAAACCAGGCGCACACUUAAGCUCAUUAUUAUGGGAAAUAUGGCCCAAGGGUCUGUGAUAAUGUCCGACAUGCACCAAUCAUAUGCAGGCGUAGAUCGGCGCCUCAAUAUGGCUGGAUAUUACGCAGUGAACCACAGGGAGACCUCUGUUAACGGCACGGUUGACAACCCUGUGGAUCCCACCUUGGGCAACCCAGUCCAGGGUACACAAAAUGUGCAUGUCAAGGUGCAUACAAACACUCGAGCGCCAAUGGCUGGAGUUAAAAUGCACCGCUGCAUAUGCCAGAGCUAGCGCCGCCUUAAAUGGUACAUGGGUGAAUACAUGUUCCGGCAAAAUAUAUUGCGCCCUUUACCCAGCGAUGCGGCUCGGUCUAGAGGCGACUCCAGGACAUACAUAGAGUGUACCCUGGACUUGGCAGACGCGGUAUUUGCAGUUAUAAUUGUAGAUGCCGUCCUGACUGUCCAAGCCGUUAAAGGACAAAUGUGUGCAGAAGACCAAAAUUUGGUCAGUGACCUUGACUUCAAGUCGGUAACCUUUACUCCGAAUUUGAGAGAAACUCAAGGUUUAUCAUCCCUCCUGCCAGGGGAUGCGCGUGGAAACACCAAAAUUUGGUCAAUGAACUUGACUUCAAGUCGGCGACUUUCACCUCAAGAUUCCUCCUCCCUGAUACAAAACUUUGAAUUUUUGAAAAAUUUUGCAAGUAACCUGCUCCAUACUAAUUUCUUAAGUUGGCUUAAGUUACUGUAAAUAAAAAAAGUAUAAUAAAAAUUUGUAAAAGUAUGGAGUUUACUCCUGCUUUACUACAGUUUGAUGAUAGCUAUAAUAUAGAACAGGCUGUAAGUAAGACUUAAUAUACCAUGUACAUAUGCUUUUAUCCCAGCUUAUUACUAUAAUCUGAAAGCAAAUAGGUGUUGUCAUAAUUAAGUUAUAAAUAUGUAAAAAAAUAUAUUACUCUAAUGUUAUAUCUUAUUUAGAUUAGGACUAUACAGCUGGAAUGCAUUUAAACUGUUAGACAAUUGCAAAAUGUCAGUUCUCUAUUCAAGAAAUUCUCUCUAAGACAUUGAACUUGGCAUUGAAUGUGAAUGGUGCUUUAGUAA